AGAAAAGAAAGCUGAGGGGAAGGUGUUGGAGCGGCAGACGCGGGGCGAGCGGCAGCGUUGAGCGCCCUCCCGUGCGCGUUUUUCCCCCCCUGUCCACACACACACGCCUGGUCCGGCGCUGCUCCCGAAUCCGCUCAGAAUAGUUUCUCCUCGUACUUCCCCCUCCCCCUUAUCCCCCUCCCUCCCCCCCUUGGCGGAGGGACUCGCGGCGCUGCUGUGGCGGCGGCGCCGGCGCUGAGAGGACGGGCGGGCAGGCAGGCCCCCGGCGGCGGGGUCGGCGCGAGCGGGGAGGGACGAGGGCUCGCCGGCUGGCUGGCUCGAGCCCGGCAGUCGUACGAGCGGGAGGAUUAGCAGCAGCAGCUGCGCCGCCGCCCCAGACUCCCUCCCCGGGCACCGGCGGGGAGAAUGACGGAGCUCCAGUCCGCGCUGCUACUGCGGAGACAGCUGGCAGAGCUCAACAAAAACCCAGUGGAAGGCUUCUCAGCAGGUUUAAUAGAUGACAAUGAUCUCUAUCGAUGGGAAGUUCUUAUUAUUGGGCCUCCAGAUACACUCUAUGAAGGCGGUGUCUUCAAGGCUCAUCUUACUUUCCCAAAAGACUAUCCUCUCAGGCCGCCAAAAAUGAAAUUUAUUACAGAAAUAUGGCAUCCAAAUGUUGACAAAAAUGGUGAUGUCUGUAUUUCUAUCCUUCAUGAACCUGGUGAAGACAAGUAUGGCUAUGAGAAACCUGAAGAACGCUGGCUUCCCAUUCAUACAGUGGAAACCAUAAUGAUUAGUGUAAUUUCUAUGCUGGCAGAUCCCAAUGGCGAUUCUCCUGCUAAUGUUGAUGCAGCGAAAGAAUGGAGGGAAGAUAGAAAUGGAGAAUUCAAAAGAAAAGUUGCCCGCUGUGUAAGAAAAAGCCAAGAAACUGCUUUUGAGUGACACUUAAUUCAGUUAGUAGCUUCACUUUUUUCAGGGUUUCCAAUUGAGGAAUAUGGCACUGUUUUCCCUGCACUCUACCCAUCUAUUGCUGGACUUCUGUUUAUACCAAGUUGGCAGACACUGGCAGGAACUGGGCUGCAAUAAAACAUGGCAGUUAUUAAUACUGACAAGGAGUCUAACAAGUGCCAACAAAGAUUUGUGCAUUUUGAAAACUAAUGGAACUGCUUUAACCUUCAGGAAGAAUUGUAAAGAUGUGUACAUAGCACAACAUGAUCCGGAUAAUAUAUAUACUGUUCAUGUACAUCCACAAAUACACAUUGUACCAAAUAAUGCUGUCUUGUAGUUAGAAUAAGAAUCGUGUAAAUUCUAAAGAUUUUUAGCAGGUUCUUUUUUUCUCCACUCCAAUUCAUGGGGUUCUUUUCUUAUGAGCCUUUUCUCAAAUUUUCUCAUGAAGCAUGUUGGACUAAAACAAAUUAGGAUUAAAAAAAUUCCAUUUUAACUUUUCUUUUAAGCCAUUAAAACUUCAUUAAAAAUUU
This is a messenger RNA of Pseudonaja textilis, 1454 nucleotides long. It is a transcript of the gene UBE2G1, whose product is annotated as ubiquitin conjugating enzyme E2 G1. The record is from RefSeq and is a predicted model, not a curated record. Lineage: Eukaryota; Metazoa; Chordata; Lepidosauria; Squamata; Elapidae.